This is a messenger RNA of Micromonas commoda, 1902 nucleotides long. RefSeq lists its product with no specific name. The coding region runs from base 1 to 1770 and encodes 589 amino acids. Gene Ontology annotation, molecular function: ATP binding; protein kinase activity. The transcript is spliced from 2 exons. Gene Ontology annotation, biological process: protein phosphorylation. NCBI's taxonomy places the organism in Eukaryota, Viridiplantae, Chlorophyta, Mamiellophyceae, Mamiellales, Mamiellaceae. The record is from RefSeq and is a predicted model, not a curated record.
AUGUCAGGAGCCCCGGAGCGCGAGCUCCUGACCCGAUUUGAGGUUCAGAAGUUCCUCGGCAAGGGUAGCUACGGCAGCGUGUAUCGCGUCCGCCGUCUGAGCGACAACAAGAUCUACGCGUUGAAGGAGACGAACGUGCGCAAUCUCUCCCAGCAGGAGCGCCAGGAUGCGGUCAACGAGAUUCGCCUGCUCGCGUCGGUUCAGCAGAACACGGCCAUCAGCGGCUUCCACGAGGCGUUCAUCGACGGCAACCGCCUAUGCAUCGUCAUGGAGUACGCACCCUUCGGUGAUCUCUCCAGGGCGCUGCGCAAGCGCCAGGCUCAGCGCAAGCUUCUCCCCGAGGACCUCAUCUGGUCCUACUUCAUCCAGAUUGCCAGGGGCCUCCAGGCGCUCCACUCGCAGAAGAUCCUUCACCGCGACGUGAAGACGGCGAACGUGCUGCGCAUGUCCGGCGAGGUUGUCAAGCUCGGGGACCUCGGCGUCGCGAAGCUGAUGAAGAACAACAUGACCAACACCCAGAUUGGCACCCCUCACUACAUGCCCCCGGAGGUUUGGAGGAACAGGCCGUACACCUUCAACUCGGACGUCUGGGCACUCGGAUGCGUCCUGUUCGAGAUGUGCACCUUCACCGUGCCCUUCGAGGCGAGGAGCAUGGAGGAGCUCAGGUUCAAGGUUAUGAAGGGAAAGAUCCCCGCGCUGCCCCAGGUGUACAGCGGAGACAUGCAGAAGAUGGUCAAGUGGCUCAUGAUCCUCGAGCCCUCGCAGCGACCCAACAUCGACGCGGUUCUCGACCACCCCAGCGUUCGCCGCCGCGCGCACCUCGCGCCCGAGCCCGAGCCCGCCGUGCCCCAGCCCACCAACGCCGUCGGAGGUGAGCCCAGCAGCGCGGUCACCCUCGGGACCAUCAAGGUUCCCAAGAACCUUCGCAUGCUCAAGAAGCGACUGCCGGCGCCCAACUACCCAGACCAGGCUCCGCCGCCGCCGCCCGCGCCCGUCGCGGCUGCCCCCGCGCAGAUUCCCAGGCCGCCCGUCGUCGCCGCGCCCGAGCCCGCGCUCAAGCCCCAUGAUGACGACGCCCAGAGCGUGAGGAGCUCCGGGAGCUCGGGGUCUGGCGGCUCUGGCGGCUCCGGCGGCUCUGGCAGAUCCGGUGGCUCUGGGGGAUCUGAGGGAUCGCGAGAAGACCGACCCGCCGUGGCGCACAACGACCGCGGGGGAUACAACUACGGCCGACCCGUGGGCGUCAGCCGACCUAACGUCGGCGAGUACGCCAGGGGCGUGAAGGUCCCGGUGAGCAAGCAGCACGACGUCGCGGAACGGAAGCCCGCGGUGGCGAGGCCGUUCGCCGCGGCUGGACCCUCCGCCGCUGCCGCGAGGGGUAUCAGGCCCGAGAUGGAGGCGAGGGAGAGGCUGGAGCGGGGCGUGAAGGACCUGCAGAGCGUGAGGGAGGACGCCGCCGCGCGAGUUGAGCGGGCAAAGGCUGUGCUGGCGCGUGCGGGCCUCGUGCCCGCGGGUAUCAAGGGACCCGGCGAGAAGGAGAACGUCGCCGCCGAUCGACUCGGGGCGCUGAAGAACAUGCGCGUCAAUGGAGCUGGCGUGGAUGCGGGGGACAAGGUUGGAGUCGCGGGGAGGCGCGUGGGGCUGAGCAACAGGGAAGAAGGCGCGAACAGGCGUGUUGGGCUUCCGCCGUCUCAGAUGGGACAGGGUUACGGUGGGGUUUACGCGCAGAGGCCGCAGAGGCGGCCCGCGCCGUCGAGAAAUUUUUAUUUCUGAGCGCGGGUUGACGCGCUCUUUGGGAGGGGAACUGUCUUGAUGUCUACCAUAGGCAAAACAUACCGUCUUAGACACAGAAGGGGUUGCGUUCGAUGUGACCCUCGGUGUAAAUUAUCGUAGUUGAGAUGGAUC